UAAACUGAGAAAUGAUAGAAAGUUUAAUGAAUAUUUUAUAAUAUGUGGAAUAUAUUUUAAGAUUCUGGCGCUGGCUAAGCAAUUAGAUUGGUCCGAACGUCAAGUUGAAAGGUGGUUGCGAUUGAGAAGAGCUCAGGACAAGCCGUCGACGCUCACUAAGUUCUGCGAGAACAGCUGGAGAUGUUUGUACUACACCUAUUCCUUCAUCUAUGGGUUGAUCAUCUUGUGGAACAAGCCCUGGUUGUGGGACAUCAAACAUUGUUACUAUAACUAUCCUUAUCACCCUGUAUCGAACGAUGUUUGGUGGUAUUAUAUGAUAUCCAUGGCGUUCUACUGGUCGCUUAGUUUCUCACAGUUCUUUGACGUUAAGAGAAAGGAUUUCUGGCAGAUGUUCAUUCAUCACAUAGCCACGAUAGUAUUAAUGUGCUUCUCUUGGGUGGGCAAUCUUACCAGAAUCGGUACUUUGGUGUUGUUAGUGCACGAUUGUGCUGAUAUUUUUCUAGAAGCUGCCAAAAUGGCUAAAUACGCUAAUUACCAGAAAGUAUGUGAUUGUAUAUUCGUUAUUUUUACUGUACUGUGGAUUAUUACUCGCAUCGGUGUCUAUCCAUUCUGGAUAAUUCACAGCACGUCGAUAGAGGCACCUAAAAUAGUACCGAUGUUCCCAGCUUACUAUAUUUUCAAUUUCUUAUUAAUUUUACUAUUAAUACUUCACAUGAUCUGGACCUACUUAAUCUUAAAAAUCGCGUACAACGCUUUUUACGCUGGUCAAAUGGAAGGUGAUAUUCGUAGCAGCAGCAGCGAGGACAUCUCUGACAAUUCUUUAGAUUAUGCGCCGUUACAUAAUUCCGUGAACUCUACGCAAAAUUCUAGACAAAGGAUUCACUAACGUUUAAACGUACUCCUUAAGUCGAUAAGGAUUGAAAUAGCCAGGCGCUAAUUUAUUUCAGUGAAUUUUAAUAUAUCUCCUUGCAUUUAUUGUAGUACGAUAAUUAAU
This is a messenger RNA of Ceratina calcarata, 994 nucleotides long. It is a transcript of the gene schlank, whose product is annotated as ceramide synthase schlank. The record is from RefSeq and is a predicted model, not a curated record. The annotation marks the transcript as partial. Gene Ontology annotation, cellular component: membrane. NCBI's taxonomy places the organism in Eukaryota, Metazoa, Arthropoda, Insecta, Hymenoptera, Apidae. Gene Ontology annotation, biological process: ceramide biosynthetic process. Gene Ontology annotation, molecular function: DNA binding; sphingosine N-acyltransferase activity. The transcript is spliced from 5 exons.